UUCCCACCUAGCUGCCACACUCAAUCUGCUUCCUUUCCUCCUUUCAUUCACACAUGAAAUGGCAAUCAGACAGAGAGGAAGAGAGGGGUCUGAGAGAGCAGAGGAGAAGGUAGAGGGGCUACCGCUUACCCGCUUACCGCCGUCGCAUGCACCAUCACUCCGUGGAGUUGUGCCUUGCCGCCGGACCGCCUUUGAUCUGCCACACGCGUUGUCACCAUAGAGAGAGGAAGCAACGCGGUCGAAGAGAGGAGGAGGAAGGAGACCCGUCGCCGUCGGAGCCCGCUUCGUCACCGCCGUUGAGGUCCUCACCAUCGCCGUUAUUGGAGGUCUAUGAACAGAAGGGAGACACGCGGGGAAGGAUGAGCCUUCGCCUUCGCCUUCGCCGUUCUGCCUCAACCGGCGUUGCCGUCAUGUCUUGGUGCCAUUAAUGAAGGAUGCCAUCGCGAGGAGAAGCGUUGCCUCGCUGCCGUCGCUGAUGACCCCAGCCACCACUGAAGAGAGAGAGAGAGAGUCCAAACGUAAGGCCUUCAUCGUCACUCGCGCCGCCGCUGUGGUGUUUGCAUCGCCGUUUCUGUCCUGGGCGUCAUCGUCACCAUCGGUAUCGGUGGAAGAGAGAGAGAGCUUGCGUCAGAGACUAGAGAGAUGUGGUCUGAGCUGUUGCUGCCUCUGUCGCGACUGGUCCACCGGUGCCACUGCUGAAGGUCGUCGCUGGUCUACACGCCGCCGCUGUGCUCCUUACUGCCAUUGCCGCCGUUCCUGCCGCCAAGGCCGCCACCCUCCUGGCUGCCGCAGUGGUUGUGGUCCUCUGUAUGGUCGCCGAAGAAAAUCGCCGUGGCUGCUGAAACCACCGCCGGGUUUUUCAUCGCCACUGCCGUUUAAGGUGGCUGCCGGGCUGUCGCCAAACCGGUUCGGUGACCGCCGCUAUUUUGGUUCAUCCGUUCCUUCUUCGUUCAUCGUAGGGUUGUGUAUCGAUGCUUGCGUGACUUGCUCGGAGUUCGCGACUGCUUCAUUUCACUAGUUCAUGUCACUAUGGUUGUUGCGAAAGUGGCUUGGAGCCGAGGUUUUGGUUGUCGGUGAUUUCGAGUUGAGGCGAAAAAGACUCAGUGAGGCGUUUGGGCUAUCGUUUUGCGUUUUGAGGUUUUUCCUUUUCAGGAUAUGGACGACGAAGUUUUAGAAGAGUUUAUUUCAUUUUCUAUUUAUUCGAUAUUUUUAUAUUAUCUUAGUUAUUAUUAUUUUUUUCUCGCCUUUGUUUUUACCAAUUUUGUAAGAGGGAUAGGAAUUUGUGAUAUGUAUGUUUAUAAGUUAUUGUUAUGUAUAUAUAAUUUUAAAGUAUUGUACCUGGUCUGUAUGUAU
Molecule: messenger RNA, 1353 nt
Organism: Arachis stenosperma
Lineage: Eukaryota; Viridiplantae; Streptophyta; Magnoliopsida; Fabales; Fabaceae
Exons: 5
Coding region: 428-1018 (196 amino acids)
Source: RefSeq, a predicted model, not a curated record